This is a messenger RNA of Alosa alosa (allis shad), 3295 nucleotides long. RefSeq names its product lysophosphatidylcholine acyltransferase 2 (gene lpcat2). Gene Ontology annotation, cellular component: endoplasmic reticulum. Lineage: Eukaryota; Metazoa; Chordata; Actinopteri; Clupeiformes; Clupeidae. Gene Ontology annotation, molecular function: calcium ion binding; 1-acylglycerophosphocholine O-acyltransferase activity. The coding region runs from base 571 to 2148 and encodes 525 amino acids. The transcript is spliced from 14 exons. The record is from RefSeq and is a predicted model, not a curated record.
GGACAUGACUCGAAAUGUAGCCUAUCCUAUGAGCCUAUCAGUAUAUGUUUGAUUCCAUAUUUACCCGUCGCCAUUUUUAGAGUGGAGGACGAGUAGUUUCAUAGGGGGCGCACGAGAGAAAUCGGGACAGUUAUUAUCCGUUUUGGGUAGCAACACUGAUUUUCUGAGGCGAAAUCACAAGAACUCUGAUUAGGGUGCAUUGCCAUACUGUUUUUUAGUUAUUCCAAAGACCGGGCCGUUAUUUAGGCUAAUUAGGAUUUCAAUACCAGCGGCCUUUACACAUAACUGUGUUCAUAAGGACGUCCUCAGUUCCACUUGAUUUGUCACUGCAUCUCAGAAUAGGAUUAGAUUCGAGAGGAGGGGCUAGGAGUGCUACACUACUCCUAUUUCCCUCCGAUCUGUUUGACGCUAGCUAUGCACAACUAGGAAAUGCGCAAGUUUCGCGAUGCGCCAUUGCGCGGAUGCGCGCAUUUAAGAUGUUGGACAGUAGCAAAAUGUGUUCUGGCCUUUGAGGAAGACAUCCGCUGUCAUCAUCUCUAACCUCUUUGAACCGAAGUUAACCCUGUAAGGAUGCCGCCGCAGAGAGUGUUCGCUCUGCCGAGGCAACAGUCACUUCUUCUUCCAGCGGUUCUCAAUCCGUUUGUCCUAGAACAGAAAAUAACCAAGGCCGAAAAAAUUAAAUGUGCACUCCUGGGGCUGGUGCUGCUGCCACUUCGGUCUGUCUGGCUGAUCUUGGUGUGCCUGGUAACAUGGCCUUUGGCUACUCUAGUCACUUUCAGAAUGCCCCUCAAAGGAGCAGUAGAGCCCAUGAAGGGAUGGAGAAGGUUUGUGUGCCGGACGGUGAUAGCCGCUCUGGGCCGGAUGUACUUCUUCGGCCUGGGCUUUCGGUGGGUGGUGAAAGGCAAACAGGCGGAUAGCGGUGAGGCGCCCAUCUUGGCUGUUGCACCACACUCCAGCUUCUUCGACGCCAUUGUGUGCAUCAUCGCUGGACUCCCUUGUACAAUUUCCCGCUCAGAGACCCUGUCCACGCCAAUAUUUGGCAGGUUUCUGCGUUGUCUGCAGCCUGUGCUGGUCUCUCGUAAAGAUCCAGACUCUCGUAAGAACACCAUAAAGGAGAUUGAGAGCAGGUCCACGUCAGGAGGAGUCUGGCCUCAGGUGUUGAUCUUCCCUGAGGGAACGUGUACCAAUCGAUCCUGUCUUAUCUCAUUCAAACAAGGUGCCUUCAUCCCUGGUGUCCCAGUACAACCUGUGAUCCUCAGAUACCCCAAUAAACUGGACAAUGUGACUUGGACAUGGCAAGGCCCAAGUUCGGGAACUUUGCUUCUUCUGACUCUGUGUCAGCUCUACACAACGGUGGAGAUUGAGUUCCUGCCCACUCAAAUCCCCACUGAGGCUGAGAAGAAAAGCCCCUAUCUUUUUGCACAGAAAGUGCGAGGAGUCAUGGCCGAAGCCCUGGGCGUCCCAGUGACGGACCACACCUUUGAGGACUGCAGGCUCAUGAUCUCUGCUGGGGAACUGACCCUUCCUAUGGAGGCUGGCCUCGUGGAGUUCACCAAGAUCAGCAGGAAGUUGGACCUGAAAUGGGACAACAUCCAGAAAGAACUUGAAAGCUUCGCCGCCAUAGCCAACUCCUGCAAGGGCGGUCGCAUUAAGAUCGAGGAGUUUGCAAACUACCUCAAGAUUCCUGUUACUCCUGUCCUCCAAGAACUGUUCAAUCUCUUUGACAGGGAUGGGGACGGUACCAUUGACUUUAGAGAGUAUGUCAUUGGUGUUACUGUUUUAUGCCGACCUGCCAACACAGAAGAGGUUAUUCAAAUGGCUUUUCAGCUCUUUGACACUGAUGAUGACCAAAGCAUCAGUCGAGAGGAAUUUGCUCAUAUGCUACGCUCUGCUUUGGGCGUAUGUGAUCUCAAUGUCACCAAACUCUUCAAAGACAUCGAUGCAGAUGGGUCUGGCCACAUUACCUAUUCUGAGUUCCGGACCUUCGCCCUGACGCACCCGCAAUAUGCCAAACUGUUUACCACCUACCUGGAGCUGCAGCGCUACCAAGCCCUCAAGGGGGAGGACCAGGACUUCCUGAGCUCUUAUGCCUGCGCACGCUCAGACGACAGCCAGGAGGAGAGCACCUCCGACAAGAAAGACGAUUGAAAAAGGGGUCUGCUCUGGAAAGACUUGGCCCUUCUCUAAUGCACUGAACUGAACUGUACUGAACUGUCAGAACCACUAGAGCUAUGGCUGAGUUGGUAUGUGAAAAGGUACCGGUCUGUUGUAAAGAAGUCAGCCAGAUUUAUGGAACCCCCUUUUUUAAAUCCGCCUUAGGAGAAAAGGCUUUUGUGUAGAAAGAUAAGCUGCCCCUUCAUAAAUAAGUCUAGAAAAAGGUCAUCAUAUCUUGAUCUUAAUUGGGAGUUAAUUCUCAAAGUAAUAACUGAUUUCAGCCGUUUUAGCAAUCAGUGCUUUAACAUGAAACUGGAACAUACAAAACUCUCUAUGAUCAAAAUAAAUUUAACUUAAAUAUAAUCAUGCCUUUUCUCCCCGAAGCGCUUUAUUUUUAUGUCUUGGGCUUGGUGUUUUUAAGACCACUUAUUGUGCCAGUGUUGUAGUUGUUUUUUUAUCUCUUUAAUAUUGGUAAUAAUAAAAUAGUUUUUUAAGACCAGUAAUUGACUUCGACCCCACCGCCCAAAAGACAAUUGACUUGAAUCUCCUUCCAAAGCCUUUGGUUAAAACUGGCUUUGUUUUAAUGAUAUGGGCAAGGAAACUGGCUUUGUUUUAAUGAUAUGGGCAAGGAAACUGGCUUUGUUUUAAUGAUAUGGGCAAGGAAACUGGCUGCCUUAUAGAUAUUCAUUUUUGUACUCUUAUUGCGAAAUAUUCCUAAGACAAGCAGCUACCCGAAGAAAAAAGUCACUGGAGUUUCUUGCCCAAGAGAUUACACAAGGAGUGCUGGGCUUCUUCACUUCCUCUCUCUCUCCGCUCAGGGACUCUGCUUCGAAAAGUCGGCAGUAAUCAAAGGUUUUGCUUUGUAUCUGUUUCUAUUUGCAUUUCUAUUUAAGAACAGUGGUGCUGAGGCAGCAGUGUAUCCCUGCAGCUUUUGUAGGCUAAUGCCCAGCAACUACAGAAAAAAUAGGGCAAUUUGUGAGCAAAAAGGCAACACCACCGACAUACAAGCCUGUGUUCCAGGGGGAGGCAGGUUUCAAAUUCAUCUACAUUGUUAUUUACUUAGCCAUGCAGGAGCCAAUUAUAAAUGAUUUUUGUUAACACAGCACAUUUAGCUUAUUUUGCAAUAAAAUCUUUGAAUUUC